Molecule: messenger RNA, 764 nt
Organism: Stereum hirsutum FP-91666 SS1
Lineage: Eukaryota; Fungi; Basidiomycota; Agaricomycetes; Russulales; Stereaceae
Product: Arl8a protein
Exons: 12
Coding region: 26-574 (182 amino acids)
Biological process (GO): protein transport
Cellular component (GO): lysosomal membrane
Molecular function (GO): GTP binding; GTPase activity
Source: RefSeq, a predicted model, not a curated record
CUUUUACCUCAUCGCCUUCUCCGCUAUGUCUGGCUUCUUCACAAAUCUGUUUCAAUGGUUCAGCGGGCUGUUCUUCUCCAAGAAAGCGGAAAUAUCCGUUGUUGGUCUUCAGGCAUCUGGGAAGACUUCGUUUGUAAAUGUCAUUAGCUCAGGUCAGUGGAGCGAGGACGUCGUGCCGACAGUAGCCUUCAACCUGAGGAAGGUGAGGAAAGGAAACGUGACUUUCAAGAUUUGGGACGUUGCUGGGCAACCAAAGUUCCGCUCGAUGUGGGAGCGGUAUUGUCAUGGUGUUGAUGCUGUAGUUUUUGUCGUUGACUCAACAGACCAAGAGAAGUUCGAGUCUGCCCGUUUUGAACUUCACUCGCUAUUGAAUCAACCAGCUCUCUCCGGUGUACCAUUACUCGUCCUCGGAAAUAAGAAUGACAUCGAUGGACAUGCUCCUGUGAAUGAGCUGAUUCGAUCGCUGGAACUGAGUAAGAUCCAAGGACGACCUGUCUCCUGUUAUUCCUGUUCUAUGAAGAGCCAACACAAUCUAGAUAUUGUGAUGCAGUGGCUUGCUGGCCGCAGCCAUUGAUCUCAUUCUCCCAUGUUCUCCACAUAUUCCUCGCCCCUCGCCUCUACCUCUCCCUCCAACGCGUUGCACCUCUGUCAUCUUACCCUUCCACUCGCUCGAUAUACUCUCACGCCGAUUCCCUCGUACCUUUCAUAACACCAUCUAACAAUCCUUUACAUCGUCUCCUCUGUCUGUUUGUAUCUUACUUAGC